AUGGCGCUGAUCAUCACGAGUGCUGCACGAGUCAAUGGCUAUACCGGCGUGGCAUCAAGUGGAGCUAAUCGUUGGCCGACUCAACCAGACUACAAUAGAUAUUCGAUCUAUCGUACCUUUCAGAGCGAGCUGUACAACAAAAUAAGCGUUCAAAGGAACACGAUGCCUCCGAUAUACCCAGUGACCCAAGGAGACGAUCACACACUGCGUGGCCUACGUGAAUCCGUUGUCGUCGACGAUGGACUUGAUGAAAUCUCGUUUCCAAUUGCCAAUAUCGACACCUGCGACUGCGUCACCUUCCCCCCUGAUGGCUUUACCCUGGCCCCGUGCAGCGGCGACGCGUACUGGGGAGUCUUCCAAGUAAAAUUCACUGAUGGAAGUUGCUACGACGUCGCGUUUGACGAAACCAGAGUGUACGCGAAUUGCCCCAGUGGUGCAACGGAUGAAUGGGAAAACGAUGCCAUUCUGUGCGAAGUCGACUUUACCGAGGGAACGGACACACCCGAAGAUCUACCAACGUUGAACGAGAUCACGACGCCGUUCCGUCAACAAGAUACUGCUGGGGGAGCCAAAAAGACUAGAAUUCACUUGAGCGUCCACCGUUUGCUGGCCCUUGCAGUUGAAGCGAUGUUUGCGCUCCAGGGUCCUUGGAACUGA
Molecule: messenger RNA, 657 nt
Organism: Phytophthora nicotianae INRA-310
Lineage: Eukaryota; Oomycota; Peronosporomycetes; Peronosporales; Peronosporaceae
Exons: 1
Coding region: 1-657 (218 amino acids)
Source: RefSeq, a predicted model, not a curated record